UAUCUGUUCAGCAUAGUUCAGGUACUCGAAACAAGUGAAUGUCAAGUUAUCAGUACCCUGCUGAAAUUAGGUUUUUACGCAAACAUGAUUCGUUGCCGCCGGUAUUUGAUUUGCUUCCUUUGCUUGUUUUUCACAUCAGAGGGAACGAUUAGUGCAGCAGUAGAACAAAACUUUACCUUCGACAAAUCCGUACUUUUCGGUGUGGCGACGGCAGCCUACCAAAUCGAAGGCUCCUGGAACGAAUCUGGAAAAGGCGUCAAUGUAUGGGACUACUACACCCAUGACACUAAUCUAGUAUCGGACGGUAGUACAGGGGACAUCGCUUGUGAUUCCUAUAACCAGUAUAAAGAAGACGUGCAACUCUUGAAGAAGUUGGGGGUUGAUGUGUACAGGUUUUCCUUCUCCUGGACUAGGAUCCUGCCUACUGGGCAAGUGAACAAUAUCAACCAGGAAGGGGUUGAUUACUACAACAACUACAUCAAUGAGCUAAUAGCAAAUGAUAUCAAACCAAUAGUGACUAUCUACCACUGGGAUCACCCUAGGUCUUUGGACCUACUGGGCGGAUGGUUCCAACCCAAUAUGGUCGACUACAUGGUCCAGUACGCCGAUCUGCUGUUCUCUCUGUACGGGGACAGGGUGAAAACGUGGAUAACCCUGAACGAACCCCAUUCCAUAUGCGUGGUUUUGUCUUCGUACAUCGCAGGCUUGAACCCCACCUAUCCCAAAGGAACUGCGGAAUACAUGUGUGGACAUAACAUGUUGAAGGCUCAUAGCGAAAUUUGGCAUCUGUAUAAAGACAAAUACCGAAGGAAGCAAAAAGGUACCCUUGGAAUUGCAUUGAGUUUACAAUCAUACUUCCCAGCUACUGACACAGAAGAAGACAGAAAAGCUGUCGACAAAGUCCUGAUUACAAGGUUCGGCUGGUUCGCCCACCCCGUCGUCUACGGCAACUAUCCCCCCUCCAUGAUCGACACCAUCGCACGCUACAGCGCCGAGCAAGGCUUCCCGCAAUCCCGCCUGCCGAGAUUCACGUGGCGCGAACGCUCCCGAUUGGCCGGCUCCUACGACUUCAUCGGCGUCAACAAUUACAUCUCGUUUCUGGUGCAGUCGCUCGGCAAGGAGGUCGAUAAGACGCCGAGCUAUGAGAAUGAUGGGGGUGCCACUGUGUACGAGGACCCCGAUUGGAACAAGAACUAUACCCAGAAGAUCCAGAUAUAUGCGACAGGUUUCAGAAAAAUAUUGACGUGGGUUAAGAAGAACUACAAGAAUCCGAAAAUAUUCAUCACAGAACAAGGAUAUGCAAAUCAAAAUUCUAGUUUGAAUGAUGAAGAUCGUAUCUAUUAUUUCCAGACUGUCCUGCCUGUUCUUUGGAAAGCUAUCAACGAGGAUAAAGUGAAAAUAGCAGGUUACACAGUUUGGACUCUCAUGGACGAUUUCGAAUGGGUUUCUGGCUACAAGCCCAAGAUGGGGUUGUACAGAGUGGACUUCGAUGACCCGAAAAGAACGAGAACUCCAAGAGAUUCCCUUGGUUUCAUGACGGACUUCUACCGUCAGAGAAGUUUGGCAGGAUUGCUGUGAUGUGUGAUGAUAUGAAAUAAGAAAACAAAUGAAAAAUGGAAGUACAAAUAUAGAUCAUGAAUAAAUAAUAAACUCG
Phaedon cochleariae (mustard beetle) is the source of this 1654-nucleotide messenger RNA. The record is from the annotation of a GenBank genome assembly. NCBI's taxonomy places the organism in Eukaryota, Metazoa, Arthropoda, Insecta, Coleoptera, Chrysomelidae.